AGAGGGGCGGUGGCUAAUUGCGUAAUCAGUUGCGAAAGCAUUGUGUCACACAGCUAACAGCUAGCUGCUCCUGUUAGCUGUUUAUCAAACUUUAUCCGCCCGGCAGGUUUUAAGAGUUCUGUCUCAUCCACCAUCUCACAUCGGAGGACGUGUUUAUCACACACCCGGCGGGUGGCUGUGUCGUUUUAUCAGAGAAACCCGGAGAAGGUGUGAGAACAGCGCAGUUAGCCGGGUGAGAGCGCAGGCUGUUGGAUGUGUUUGUGCGGUAUCACCGGGUUAGCUUGACAGCUAGCUGAGCAAAGAUAAACACGCCGGGCGGAGGAAUGAACCACAAGAGCAAGAAGAGGAUCAAAGAGGCGAAACGCAGCGCCAGACCCGAACUGAAGGACUCGCUGGACUGGAUAAAACACGGCUACCAUGAGACCUUCGACCUGUCGCACCGUACUGUGAAGGACAGUGUGGAGCGCGUGGACACCCUCCAUCUGACCACAGAGGAGUUCAUCGAGCGCUUCGAGCGCCCCUACAAGCCCGUCGUCCUCCUUAACUGUCAGGAGACCUGGCCCGCACGGGAAAAAUGGACGCUGGAGCGCUUAAAACGCAAAUACCGCAACCAGAAGUUCAAGUGUGGUGAGGAUAAUGACGGUUACUCAGUGAAGAUGAAGAUGAAGUACUACGUGGAGUACCUGGAGUCCACCCGUGACGACAGCCCGCUCUACAUCUUUGACAGCAGCUACGGUGAACACGCCAAGCGGCGGAAGCUGCUGGAGGACUACGAUGUUCCCGUCUUCUUCAGGGACGACCUCUUCCAGUUUGCAGGAGAGAAGCGCAGGCCGCCUUACAGAUGGUUUGUGAUGGGCCCGGCCCGGUCCGGCACCGGCAUCCACAUUGACCCGCUGGGCACCAGCGCCUGGAACGCUCUGGUUCAGGGACACAAGCGAUGGUGUCUGUUCCCCACCAACACGCCACGGGAGCUGAUCAAAGUGACGAGAGAGGACGGCGGCAACCAGCAGGAUGAGGCGGUCACCUGGUUCAGCGUGGUUUAUCCCCGCACGCAGCAGCCCACCUGGCCCGCAGAGUUCAGACCGCUGGAGAUCCUGCAGAGACCCGGGGAGACGGUGUUCGUGCCCGGUGGAUGGUGGCACGUGGUCCUCAACCUGGACACGACAAUCGCCGUCACUCAGAACUUUGCCAGCUCAGUUAACUUCCCCAUCGUGUGGCACAAAACGGUUCGAGGACGUCCCAAACUCUCCAGGAAGUGGUACCGGAUCCUGAAGCAGGAGCGGCCCGACCUGGCGGCGCUGGCAGACAAAGUGGACCUGCAGGAGUCCACGGGCAUCGCAUCGGACAGCUCCAGUGACUCAUCCUCGUCCUCGUCCUCCAGCUCGUCCGACUCAGACUCUGACGCGGGGUCGGGCUCUGAGGGCGACGCCAUGUCUCACCGAAGGAAGAAGAGACGCACCUGUGGCACGGCGGCCAACGGAGACACGAGCAGCCAGGAUGACUGCGUCAGCAAGGAGAGGAGCUCGUCACGGUGACCUCGGCCCGGCGGCGGUGACUCUACGGCUCCAGCUGCUUCUCGUCUCGCUGAAGGUGUGAAACCCUGAGGAGGAGGAGACCUGCCACCACUGUGCUUUUCUCUGUAGCUUCUGUAAGGAUGAGGCUGUGAAGAGGCGUUUAUGGAGCUGGACGGCUUUUGAGGGGCGUGUUUAACUGUAAACGAACUGCCGGCGUCACACUUUGAGCAGGAUUUCACCGGCACUUCAGCUUUUCCACCAUUUCUCCAACUUCAAUGUCAGUUUUCUGCUUUUCAAACUCUGAUAGCGUCUCCGGUUUCUCGCCGUCGACUCGCUGGUCGUCUACGUGAAUCUGAGCUCUUUGGUGCUUUGGGCGGUGUACAUGGGAACGCCUCCGGAGCCGCUGUCUUAAAGGGACUGUAAUUGUCCCCCUGACGUUUUCAAAGGUUCCAGUGGAAUAUUUUUAUAACAGAACAUUUGCAGUUUGAGUUUGUAGCAGAGAAAGUUUCUAAAAAUCCUGAUUGAUCCGAACGCAGCGUGACACAAACCGAUCUCGAUGUCCUUUUAUGAAACAUGUAGUAAUCAGCUGCCUCUCCAGUGAGCUCUUAUCUCAUGGACAGACUCCCACUCUCCACCUGCUGCAGGUGUGCACAGGUGACUCACCCCCCACCCAGCUUCCCCUCAGAGGAGCCUGAGGGAAGAACAGGCACCUGCGGUCCAUGAUGGAGGAGGUGGAGUGCAGCUGUGGGGCGAGAUCGUCUCUGGAGAAGCAGCUGAAAGAAGUCGAAAACGACCACAACAGCAAGACAGGAAGUGACAGGCCUAGCUAGUUGGUACGGACUCAGCUUUCAAAAUAAGAGCGCAUCACGGUUAGCUGGUGGUCCUUUGGUGUUGGCUUUUGUGUGCUGAUGCGGUCGAUGAGUUUCUGAUGUGAUGCCUUUUAAACCGUUUCCUGAUUGAAGGACGUGAGCAGCGCUUUUAAACACGUCUUAGAUAAACGUAUUUUGUUCUGACAGUGUUGAACCUCGUCCGUUAGCGUGGGCUCAGAUCACACCGUUAAUGAAUGUUUUAGAUAAACGUCCACAGGCUGGGAUGUUCCUCACACCCUCUCGUUUCUGCCUGCGUGCACGAGCUGAAACUGGGUCAACGUUCUGUCUCAGCUGUUUCCUGUUAUCUGGAGAGACGAGGGUGGCGGCGUCCACGUCUCAAGUCGGCGCUUCGUUUCUGUUCGUUUGUUUGCAAACUGUCUUAAGAACCAGAUGUGACCCGAGGCCCGGUCCUCUCCUCUCCACCUGACGCUGAAGUCAUGGAGGUGUCAACUUAGCGCCUUAACGUGCCAGACGGAGACUUCCUGCCUGCUGUCUGACACUUCCUGUUCGAACCAAACAGACUAAUGACAUUAGAGCAGGACCUCUGCAGCUCUCAGCUGAUGUUUCUACUUUGUGCCAAAAUCAACAGACGAACAGCCGAGAGGUCGUGGACGGCGGUGGCGUGUGGGAGGAGCCUGCUAGUUUGUUGUUGAGUAUCAGCUGAGGCUUCAUUUUAAUUAUUCAUAAACUUUCUGACCACAGCAACUAAAAUCGUAUCGUAACAGUGAAAACGGGCUCGCGUGCGGCUGUUUAAAGGGACGUUUCGCCCCAGUGAUGCAACGUGUCCUCCAGCCUGUCUCAGAGCAAAGUGUGAGAGUUUUUAUUUAUGUAUAUAUUUUUUUAGAGGUUUGUCUUCUUCACCAUGACCGCAGUGACGCUCCAAGUACCAAAAAUCCAUUAAAAAAACCUUUAGAAAUCUCGACCCGGUCACUGUUCGGUUUAAUGAGUAAUCUGUAAUCAUGCAGUCUGAUAUUUGUCUGCAAGUCUGGAGCUGCUGAGGUUUUUAAACGUUCAGGAGAAGCAAAGAUGUCUGCCACCCCGGCACAGCAGGUGACUGCAGGCUGGAGGGAACUUUUAUUCUGAGUCUUUGUCGGGCGACCUGUCACUACACUGGACACGAAAUAUAAACAUCACCAAACAGAAAUGAAACUAAAGAUGUUUUAAUUCCUGAUCAAAUGUUUUUUCUAAACAAUCAGAGAAACGUCUCAUUAAAGCCCAGAUCUGUUUAAUCUCCUGUCAUCAAACACAAACCAGAGUCAGAUCGCCGGCUGCACCUGUGCGUUCGCUUCCUGCCGACCUGUCGCGUUAAAGUGCCUGACAGUGCUGUGACUGACUGUAGGGGGCGCUGUUUUACCUGUUCUCAAAGGCACGCUGCUGCUCUGUGACGCCGUCACACGGUGCCUUUAAGUGAAGGUGUGCGUUCUGUGUCGCUGACGAGAAGCUCAGACGUGUGAUUGAUUUCAUUGUUGCUCAAUAAAAGUUUUCUAUGAUUGAAA
Messenger RNA from Haplochromis burtoni (Burton's mouthbrooder), 3879 nucleotides. RefSeq names its product jumonji domain containing 6, arginine demethylase and lysine hydroxylase (gene jmjd6). Gene Ontology annotation, cellular component: cytoplasm; nucleus. The record is from RefSeq and is a predicted model, not a curated record. Gene Ontology annotation, biological process: phagocytosis. Bases 324 to 1535 code for a protein of 403 amino acids. NCBI's taxonomy places the organism in Eukaryota, Metazoa, Chordata, Actinopteri, Cichliformes, Cichlidae. Gene Ontology annotation, molecular function: P-TEFb complex binding; histone H4R3 demethylase activity. The transcript is spliced from 6 exons.